AUGUUGAAUGCUUUUUGGUGGGGAGGUGGGAAGGAAGGUGGUGGAAUUCGUUGGAUGGCGUGGGAUAGGUUAGCGUGUCCUAAGGAAGAAGGCGGUAUAGGCUUUCGAGACUUCAAAGCUUUUAACAUGGCUAUGGUUGCUAAACAAGGUUGGUCCUUACUUUCGAAACCAGACACCCUCGUUUCUAGAAUUUUCAAAGCAAGGUACUUUCCCAAUAAUUCUUUUCUUGAUUCUUCCCUUGGUUAUAAUCCGAGUUUUGUCUGGAGAAGUAUCUGGAAAUCCCGUGAGGUUCUAACUCUAGGAUGCAGGUGGUGUAUUGGUGAUGGUAGUCAGAUAAAUAUUAUGCAGGAACCGUGGUUUCGUGGUAGUAGUGAUGGUAAAUUGGGAGGACCGCAAAAACAGGAGGUGUACCAUUUGUCUGUCAAUAAUCUUAUGCAGGUAAAUGUUAAACAAUGGGAUGUUGAUAUCAUUAGAGACCUUUUUGAUGCGUCAGAUAUGGAGAAAAUUCUGUCAGUCCCUUUGACUGAAGAAGUUGCAGAAGACAAAAUGAUUUGGAAGGAUGAGAAGGAUGGUGUCUAUAGUGUGAGAACGGGUUAUAAUUUGUGGCGUAACGCGUGUUGGAGGACAGCAGGUUUGUCUCAUCUUAUCGAUUCCCGAUUACAUUCCUUUCAAGAUAUUAAAUCUCUUAUCUUUGAUAUCUGCUCGAAGGAAAGCCGGGAAGUUGCAGGUAGAUUCGCAGUCAUGUUAGAUGGUAUUUGGAAAAACAGGAAUGACUAUGUUUGGCAUAAUGAACAAGAAGAAGCGUCAGCUUUGGGUUUAAAAUCGAAUUACGUUUGGAAUGAGUGGUUCCAAGCCCAAGAGAGAAUGGCUGGAAAUGCUAGUUCCAAUCAUGUUCUUGAGUGGAGUCCACCUCCCGUGGGUUGGCUUAAAUGUAAUGUUGAUGCGGCUUUCAAUAAUAACAACGGCACUACUAAUAGGGGGUGGUGUGUGCGUAAUCACUUUGGCAACUUUAUCUAUGCAGGUACAGCAUGGGACCCAGGAACUCUACUCGUCUUUGAAGCUGAAGCCUUGGCCCUUAAAGAGGCCAUCCUUGGGGCUAUAUCCUCGAAUUUGGAGUUCGUAAUUUUUGAAAGUGAUUCCCAAAUUGUUACACAAGCUGUCCACUCAAAUAAAAAGGGUAACUCUGAGUUUUGUCUUAUUAUUGAUUAUAUUUGUAGUUUAUUGAGGUCCUUCAAAAACUUUGAGGUAAAGUUUGUCAAACGUCAAGCGAAUUCGGUUGCUCAUUCCCUUGCAAGGGCGGCCAAUUCUUGGGCUCGACGUAGUUUAUUGAGUUCGACUCCUCUUUGUAUUGAACAUCUUUUGAUUAAUGAAAGUCGUUAA
Vicia villosa (hairy vetch) is the source of this 1380-nucleotide messenger RNA. RefSeq lists its product as uncharacterized. Bases 1 to 1380 code for a protein of 459 amino acids. The transcript has 2 exons. The record is from RefSeq and is a predicted model, not a curated record. Gene Ontology annotation, molecular function: RNA-DNA hybrid ribonuclease activity; nucleic acid binding. NCBI's taxonomy places the organism in Eukaryota, Viridiplantae, Streptophyta, Magnoliopsida, Fabales, Fabaceae.